Molecule: messenger RNA, 1264 nt
Organism: Parus major (Great Tit)
Lineage: Eukaryota; Metazoa; Chordata; Aves; Passeriformes; Paridae
Product: C->U-editing enzyme APOBEC-1-like
Exons: 4
Coding region: 171-857 (228 amino acids)
Biological process (GO): cytidine to uridine editing
Cellular component (GO): nucleus; cytoplasm
Molecular function (GO): zinc ion binding; cytidine deaminase activity; RNA binding
Source: RefSeq, a predicted model, not a curated record
UCACCCCCAUUUGCUGUUCUUUGCUGCCAGGGGCUUGCUUUCAGCUUCAGCCAGUUGGAUAGUGCAAGUAAGCAUGCAGAAAGUCAGCAUAAGGAAAUGCUGAGCAACAUGAAUAAGUCCGGAAGAUCUGAUAGUAUUCUGAUUCAGGAAUAGAAACUGAAACUAAUAUAAUGUUUAUAAAGGCACAUUCAUCUCCCAGGAAGCAACACACGAAUCCAGAAAUACCCAUGGCUGCUGGCAGACGUCCCUUACCCAGAGGAAACAACCAAGGGUGGACGAUGCAGCCAACAGACUUCCAAAGAAAUUAUUCUCCUACCCGGAAUGGAGGACCGGUGUACCUGCUGUAUGAAAUCAGGUGGAGAAAUGGUUCCAUCUGGAGGAACUGGUGCUCGAACAAUCAUGAACGACACGCUGAAGUCAACUUCUUGGAAAAUCCUUUCAAUGGCAGGCCACAAGCUCCUUGCUCCAUCACCUGGUUCCUUUCAACUAGUCCCUGUGGAAACUGCUCCGAAAGGAUUCUGGAGUUCCUGAGGUCACACCCUAAUGUGACCUUGGAAAUAUAUGCAGCCAAGCUGUUCAGGCACCUCGAUGUCCGGAACCGCCAAGGUCUCCGCAACCUGAUGAUGAAUGGAGUUUCUAUACGUAUCAUGGAUCUUGGAGGGGCUUCCUCCACUUCUGUCAAACUGAGUGCUAAUGAGCAUCACCACCAUGCUUUCAAACUCAGUUUGUGCAUCAAUACAAGACCAGAAAAGCCAGUCCCUGGCUGUCUUUUCUUCUGCAGCCUUGAUAAGUUUCUUGCUGCCACCAGAGAAGACUCUGAUCACUGGCUGGGCAUUGCUAACAGAACAGAAGAUUGAACAGAACAGAAGCAGCGCAUGAGAAGGAAGUUUGGAUGAUGCAGCCAGGCAUCCAGGACACUCUGGUCUUUACAGAGCUUCCUGAGAGUCCAGUGGGGAUGGAGACCAUGCCCCAUAAUCAGGCCUUCCACGUCUGCAGAUUCUGCAGUCAGAUUCUGCGAGUGCCCUCUUGAGAGGCCAGCAUGUAACAUUUUUCAUGCUCCGAUCUGUUCCAAAGAACUAACCAGCCAUGCAUUCUUGCUUUCAGAAUUUCUUAUGAGGAUACACGUGUAUAUGUUUCAGAAAAUAUUUCAUGCUAUUACAGUAUUUAUGCAAUACUGUAAUAAUACUUCAUCUUAAGGUUUUAUUUAUGAGUGUAAACUUUAUUAAUGACUGUAAAACCAGUGUAAUAAAAAGGAAUAUGUCAA